Messenger RNA from Kluyveromyces marxianus DMKU3-1042, 354 nucleotides. It is a transcript of the gene IES5, whose product is annotated as Ies5p. The coding region runs from base 1 to 354 and encodes 117 amino acids. Gene Ontology annotation, cellular component: Ino80 complex. Lineage: Eukaryota; Fungi; Ascomycota; Saccharomycetes; Saccharomycetales; Saccharomycetaceae. The record is from RefSeq and is a predicted model, not a curated record. The transcript has a single exon.
AUGCCAUCGCUCGAGGUAGAACACAAGAAACUGCUCAACAGAAGAGAAGAACUGCUCAAGCAGGACGUCUCGCUUCGCAAAGACUACAGCAUCCUUCUACGCAAGAUAUCAAGCGUGUGCCAGGUAUUGGAGUCCCUGGGCGAGCCCACCCACUUGGACGCAAAUGGCGUGCCAGAGUUCCAGGCGCCAGACUACGAGAAAUUCAAGGAAUGGGACGCACUCAUACCUUUGUUGAAGUCUGUAGAAGAAGUGCAAGCGUUACCCUUGGACCAGAUCGAGGUACCAGAAGCUCUUUCAGAAUCCUAUGAACUAUUUAAAAUGACUCCGCUACUACAUAAAGACGGGGCUGAAUGA